This is a messenger RNA of Cordyceps militaris CM01, 2205 nucleotides long. RefSeq names its product threonine-tRNA ligase. Gene Ontology annotation, molecular function: threonine-tRNA ligase activity; ATP binding. The record is from RefSeq and is a predicted model, not a curated record. Gene Ontology annotation, cellular component: cytoplasm. The coding region runs from base 1 to 2205 and encodes 734 amino acids. Lineage: Eukaryota; Fungi; Ascomycota; Sordariomycetes; Hypocreales; Cordycipitaceae. Gene Ontology annotation, biological process: threonyl-tRNA aminoacylation. The transcript has 7 exons.
AUGUCGUCCGCAAAGGUUGACGCCGCUCAGGUGGCCGACGGGCCUGCCAAAGAGCUCGCCGUCCGGCCCAAGGAGAAGGCCCCCAAGCCCAACAAGAAUGCCGGUCUCGAGCGCCCCGAACCCGCCGAGUUUAUCCAAUACCGUCUGGAUCUGUUUGACAAGCUCAAGGCCAGACAGGAUGCCGAGAUUGCUGCCAAGCCGCGCGAGGAAAUCACCAUUACCAUGCCCAGUGGUAAUACCACCAAGGGCACCUCGUGGGAGACGACCCCGCUGGCCAUUGCCAAGGGCAUCUCCAAGAGUCUGGUCGAGCGCACCGUCAUUGCCCAGGUUGACGGCGAGCUUUGGGACCUUACCCGCCCGCUAGAGAAGAGCUGCAAGCUCGAGCUACUCGAUUUCGAUCACACCGAGGGCAAAAAGGUCUUUUGGCACUCGUCUGCUCACAUCCUGGGCGAGGCCUGCGAGCGCCGCUUCGGCUGCUACCUCUGCAAUGGCCCGCCCACCGAGAACCCGCCCGGCUUCUACUACGACAUGGCCAACAUGGACGGCCAGGUAGUAGACGACAACGACAAGAAGGCGCUCGAGACGCUCUCGUCGUCCAUUAUCAAGGAGAAGCAGCCCUUUGAGCGCCUGGAGAUGACAAAGGACGAGCUGCUUGAAAUGUUCAAGUACAGCAAGUACAAGGAGUAUUUUAUCCAGCAGCGUGUGCCCGAUGGCACAAAGUCCACCGUCUACCGCUGCGGUCCCCUGAUUGACUUGUGCCGUGGUCCGCACGUGCCCAACACUGGUAACGUUAAGGCUUUUGCGGUUCUCCGAAGCUCUGCCGCCUACUGGCUGGGUGACGCCAAGAACGAGUCGGUGCAGCGCAUCGCUGGCGUGUCAUUUCCCGACAAGAAGGCGCUCGAGCAGCACAAGACGUUCCUGGCCGAGGCAGCCAAGCGCAACCACCGCAAAAUCGGAACCGACCAGAAGCUCUUCUUCUUUGACGAGGUGUCGCCCGGCUCGACCUUUUUCCUGCCGCACGGCGCGCGCAUCUACAACACGCUCAUGGACAUCAUCAAGGCCGAGUACCGCGCGCGCGAUUUCCAAGAGGUCAUGACGCCCAACGUGUACAAGUCGGAGCUGUGGAAGACGUCGGGCCACUGGGGCCACUACGCCGAGAACAUGUUUACGUUUGAGGUGGAAAAGGAGCAGUACGGCAUGAAGCCGAUGAACUGCCCCGGGCACUGCAAAAUCUUUAGCCACGCCGACGUCAACUACCGCGACCUGCCCUGGCGCAUGGCCGACUUUGGCGUCCUCCACCGCAACGAGUUCUCCGGUGCAUUGUCGGGCCUCACCCGCGUGCGUCGCUUCCAGCAGGACGACGCGCACAUUUUUUGCACCGUCGCCCAGAUCCGCGACGAGAUUGUCGGCUGCUUUGACUUUCUCGACGCCAUUUACGGCCUGUUUGGCUUCGAGUACAAGCUCAAGCUCUCCACGCGCCCCGAAAAGUACAUUGGCGACGUGGCCGUCUGGGAUAUGGCUGAGGCCAAGCUCACCGAGGCCCUAAACGCUUUCACCACCAAAAAUGGCAGCAAGUGGGAGCUCAACCCCGGCGACGGCGCGUUCUACGGCCCCAAGAUUGACAUUACCGUCUACGACGCCCUCCGUCGCGAGUUCCAGUGCGGCACCAUUCAGCUCGACUUUAACCUGCCCAAGCGUUUCAAGCUGCGCUACGUGGCCGCCAAGGACGAGGAGGCCGCUGGUGGCGGCGACGCCGAGCCCGAUUUGCCUGCUGGCUACGCCCGCCCUGUCAUGGUCCACCGUGCCGUCCUCGGCUCCGUCGAGCGCAUGUUUGCCAUUCUUACUGAACACUUUGGCGGCAAGUGGCCUUUUUGGCUCUCGCCCCGCCAAGUCCUCGUCGUGCCCAUUAUGCCCGCCGUCAAUGCUUACGCCACUGAGGUCCAGAGCGUCUUGAAGGCCAAGGGCCUCUACGCCGACGUCGACCUUAGCGGCAACACGUUUCAGAAAAAGAUUCGCACCGGCCAACUGGAGCAGUACAACUUUAUCUUUGUCGUCGGCGCCGAAGAGGAAAAGUCGCAUACCGUCAACAUUCGCAACCGCGACGACCAGGCCACGCAGAGCAAGGGUGAGCUGAUCCCCCUGCUGCAGGCGGUGGAGCGGAUGGUCAAGCUCAAGGAGGAGAGGAAACGCGUCGAAAAGGAUUAA